AUGGCGGACGUCGACACUGGCUCUGAGCCAAUUCAUCAACCCGCAACCGACUCCGAGAAGCCUCCCGUGGAUACUACUAUCGAAUCUCCCCCGGCCCUAAGUCCAGAUAAGUCGAAUCUAUCCGAAGCGACAGAAUGGCAAGAAACGACGGGAAAGGGGGAUGAGGAGGUUGAAAAGGAAGAGAAAGAACCUCAACCUGAAGAAGAACAGGAGGAAAAGCCCGAGGUCCCGCCAAAGGAUACAACAGAAGUCGAGACACCCACGCUUGAAGACGGACCACCAGAGAUCCAGGAACACAAACCCAGCGAAGAUAAUGAACGAGACACAAGAAUGCGAUCCGACUCGCGGUCCACCACCGCCACUUUUGCGACGGCACGGGGAGGCGCGGUCAGUUCAGCCGUUUUCAUUGUGACAGCUCUCGAUACCAUUGCUGCCUCGCGGGAAGCUCGAAGAAAUAAAGAGCUGGAUGAUUCCGUCCAAGUCGCUCUAGCCAACAUCAAGUCAGAGCGCAUUGAUCCGGAACUCAUCUUUCGCCCGCUUCACCUGGCAAGCAAGACCCUCAGCGUGCCCCUUCAAGUAACAGCGCUGGAUUGUAUUGGAAAGCUCAUCUCCUACUCCUACUUCGCCUUUCCCUCCGCCGAGUCCGCAAGCGAUGCCAACCCCGAACAACCACCCCUGAUCGAGCGAGCCAUUGAUGCAAUCUGUGAUUGUUUCGAGAACGAAGCCACCCCCAAUGAGAUCCAGCAGCAAAUAAUCAAGUCGUUGCUGGCGGCGGUCUUGAAUGACAAGAUUGUGGUACACGGAGCUGGUCUCCUGAAAGCCGUUCGCCAGAUUUACAACAUCUUCAUAUACUCCAAAUCCAGCCAGAAUCAGCAAAUUGCCCAGGGCUCCCUGACGCAGAUGGUGAGCACGGUGUUUGACCGGGUACGAGUUCGGCUGGACCUGAAGGAGCUUCGAACUCGUGAAGUCGACCGUCUCGAAAAUGGCUUGGAUGCGUCCGCUAGCGAUCAGGGUCAAAUUUCUGAGGCUGCAUCGGUAUCGGUGGACCAGUCGGACCAGCCGGACCAGCCGGACCAACCAGUCACCAAGGAACCGACAGCUGAGAAACUCACUCUGCAGAGUUUCGAGUCGCCCAAGGAAGUGACCGGCGUUAAUGACAACGCACCGACUACAGUUACCCGUGCCAAGGCGGCGCGCUCAACUCGGUCCAUUUCAGGCAUCCCCGAAGACCGCGAGGACGAUAGUUCUGCCGAGGAUGAUGUGGAUGAGGUCUAUGUCAAGGAUGCAUUCCUGGUAUUCCGGGCCCUGUGCAAGCUGAGCCACAAGGUCCUAGGCCAUGAGCAACAGCAGGACCUGAAGUCCCAAAACAUGCGGUCAAAACUCCUUUCCCUGCAUCUUAUCCACUACCUGAUCAACAACCACACCAGCACUUUUACCUCUCCUCUUGCUGCUAUCAAGAACAGCUCGACCAGCUCGGAGGCCAUGACACUCCUUCAGGCAGUGCGGCCUCACCUGUGUUUGAGCUUGAGCCGAAAUGGCUCCAGCUCGGUUCCUCAUGUGUUCAAGGUUUGCUGUGAGCUCUUUUGGUUGAUGCUCACGCACCUGCGAGUCAUGAUGAAGAAGGAGAUCGAGGUUUUCAUGAAGGAAAUAUAUCUGACGAUUCUCGAGAAGCGAGCCGCUCCUUCUUUCCAAAAACAAUAUUUCAUGGAGAUCAUAGAGAGAUUAGGUGGUAAUCCCCGCGCCUUGGUCGAGAUUUAUCUCAACUAUGACUGUGACCGUACUGCUUUGGAAAAUAUUUUCCAAAACCUCAUUGAACAGUUGUCCCGACACGCCAGUGUGCCCGUCGUGACCAGUAUUGCGCAACAGCAACAUUUCCAGGAGAGUCAUACCAAAAUGUCUAGUACUGGAACUGAGUGGCAGCAGCGCGGAACACUCCCUCCAUCUCUCACCACCGCUAAUAUCACCCCUCCACCGCAGCCAGCUGCUCCAAACUUGCCAUCAGAGUAUAUUUUGAAGCAACAGGCCCUUGAGUCCCUGGUAGAAAUCCUCCGGUCUCUUGACAACUGGGGCGCACAACGCCCUGAUGAUCAGCCCGCUCAACAGGAUCCCACCGACUCCUCCAAGUCAAUAGAUCAAGCCCGCGACUCCAUGGAUACUAGUGCACUGAUUUCUCCACGUCCUGAUGCUGUUGAAUUCGCCACUGGCCGCUCCACUCCCGUGCCCGACGAUGAUCCCAACCAGAUUGAAAAGGUCAAACAGCGCAAGAUUGCCCUGAUGAAUGCUAUCCAGCAAUUCAACUUCAAACCUAAGCGUGGUAUCAAGCUGUUCCUCCAAGAAGGAUUCAUUCCAUCGGAUUCUCCUGAAGAUAUUGCAAGCUUCUUACUUCGCAGCGAGCGCCUUGACAAGGCCAUGCUGGGUGAGUACCUCGGCGAGGGUGAUGCUGAAAAUAUUGCCAUCAUGCAUCACUUCGUGGACAAGAUGGAAUUCACUAAGCGUCGUUUUGUCGAGGCUCUGCGGUCGUUCUUGCAGCAUUUCCGUCUUCCUGGAGAGGCGCAGAAGAUUGAUCGUUUUAUGCUUAAAUUUGCGGAACGAUAUACCACUCAAAAUCCUAAUGCAUUUGCUAAUGCCGACACUGCUUAUGUGCUCGCCUACUCGGUCAUCAUGCUUAACACAGACCAGCACAGUGCCAAGAUCAAGGGACCGCGGAUGACCAAAGAAGACUUCAUCAAGAACAAUCGUGGAAUUAACGAUAACCAAGACUUGCCAUCAGAGUACCUGAUCUCUAUCUAUGACGAAAUUGCCAACAAUGAAAUUGUUCUGGACACUGAACGGGAGCAGGCUGCGAAUCUUGGAAUCCAAACCUCUGCUCCGACUGGCCUUGCUACCCGAGCCGGCCAAGUAUUCGCAACCGUUGGUCGUGAUAUCCAGGGAGAAAAGUAUGCACAAGCAUCCGAAGAGAUGGCCAACAAGACCGAGCAACUUUACCGGUCCCUCAUCCGGGCUCAACGCAAGACAGCGGUCCGUGGUGCCCUUUCGCGCUUCACCGUUGCUACUUCGGUUCGACACGCUGGGUCGAUGUUCAAUGUCACUUGGAUGUCCUUUUUGUCCGGGUUGUCAGCACCGAUGCAAGAUACCUCGAACAUAGAGUCCAUUCGGUUAUGCAUGGAGGGACUCAAGCUGUCAAUUCGUAUCAGCUGUGCCUUUGACCUCGAGACUCCUCGGGUAGCUUUCGUCACAGCCCUAGCCAAAUUCACCAACCUCGCUAAUGUGAAGGAAAUGAUGCCAAAGAACUUCGAGGCCCUGAAAGCAAUUCUUGAUAUCGCAACUACCGAAGGGAAUCAUCUUCGUUCUUCCUGGCGCGAUAUCCUCACCUGCGUCAGCCAACUUGAUCGUCUGCAAUUGCUGAGUGAUGGUGUAGAUGAGGGCUCACUGCCCGAUGUCUCUCGAGCACCGUCGACAAUGGAUUCUCCGCGUAAAUCCAUGCAAAGCACUCGCAGCAAGACUCGCACACGCUCUGUCCAUGGCCCCUUGGCUUUCCGCAUGGAUAUUGCCAUUGAGAGCCGGUCUGCCGAUAUGGUCCGUGGUGUAGACCGAAUCUUCACUAACACCGCAAACCUCUCGCACGAGGCUAUCAUCGAUUUUGUCCGUGCAUUGAGUGAGGUCAGCUGGCAAGAGAUUCAGUCCUCAGGGCAGAGUGAUUCUCCCAGAACAUACAGUCUUCAAAAGCUGGUCGAGAUCAGUUACUACAACAUGACUCGAGUCAGGAUUGAAUGGUCGAAGAUUUGGGAGGUCUUGGGUCAACACUUCAACCAGGUUGGCUGCCACGGCAACACUACCGUUGUUUUCUUUGCAUUGGACUCGCUGCGACAGCUGUCGAUGCGUUUCAUGGAAAUCGAGGAACUUCCUGGUUUCAAGUUCCAGAAGGAUUUCCUCAAGCCUUUUGAGCAUGUCAUGGCGAACAGCACCACUGCUUCCGUCAAGGAUAUGAUCCUCCGGUGCCUGAUCCAGAUGAUACAGGCCCGUGGUGAUAAUAUUCGGUCUGGAUGGAAGACUAUGUUUGGAGUCUUCACCGUUGCUGCGCGAGAGCCAUAUGAGAGUAUUGUGAACAUGGCCUUUGACCAUGUUACCCAAAUCUACAAUACUCGUUUCGGUAUUGUGAUUACUCAAGGCGCCUUCGCAGACCUCAUUGUCUGUCUUACUGAGUUUUCUAAGAACUCCAAGUUCCAGAAAAAGUCACUGCAGGCAAUUGAGACGCUGAAAUCCACAGUUACCAAGAUGCUGCGCACUCCAGAGUGUCCGCUCUCCCACCGUGGUGGACCUGCGCCCAACUUCCAGGAGGAGGGAACCAACCUUGCCAAGCAACUUACUCGCCAGUCUCAAGAAGAGCAAUUCUGGUAUCCGAUCUUGAUCGCCUUCCAGGAUGUACUCAUGACUGGCGAUGAUCUUGAAGUCCGAUCCCGCGCACUCACAUACCUGUUUGACACAUUGAUCCGACACGGCGGGGACUUCCCGCGGGCUUUCUGGGAUGUGCUUUGGCGCCAACUGCUUUGCCCAAUCUUUGUGGUCCUGCAGUCCAAAUCCGAAAUGUCCAAGGUCCCCAACCACGAGGAUCUCUCUGUUUGGCUGUCCACCACCAUGAUUCAGGCUUUGCGGAACAUGAUCACCCUCUUCACCCACUACUUUGAUUCGCUUGAAUAUAUGCUGGGUCGAUUUUUGGAGCUUUUGACUCUGUGCAUUUGCCAGGAGAAUGACACGAUCGCGCGCAUUGGUAGUAAUUGCUUGCAGCAGCUGAUUUUGCAAAAUGUCUCCAAGUUCCAACAGGAGCACUGGAAUCAGAUUGUUGGGGCCUUUGUUGAACUUUUCAACAAGACCACCGCGUACGAACUGUUCACAGCGGCGGCUUCCAUGACUAAAAUGACAGAAACUGCCACCAAUGGUGACGUUCAGGCCGCCGAGGCCGCGGCGGGAUUGCCAUACACGGGUGACCUGCCCGAUGCUCUGCAGGCUAAUGGCUCUCAAAGUACUGCCUCACUCCACGACGGAGGUGAUCCACCCGCUCAAAGCGAGGCUCGCGCUGAGCUUGAGGACUACCGGCCCCAGGCAGAUUCGCAGCAACAACCAGCUGCAGUCACAGUGGCACGCCGUCGGUUCUUCAACCGGAUCAUCACAAAUUGUGUUCUCCAGCUUCUGAUGAUCGAGACUGUUCACGAACUCUUUUCCAACGACACUGUCUACGCUCAGAUCCCUAGCCCCGAACUCCUACGAUUGAUGGGUUUGCUCAAGAAGAGCUACCAGUUUGCUAAGAAGUUCAACGAGGACAAGGAACUGCGCAUGCAGCUCUGGCGCCAAGGCUUUAUGAAGCAGCCCCCUAAUCUCCUGAAGCAGGAGAGUGGCAGCGCGGCCACUUACGUGCACAUCCUCUUCCGAAUGUACCAUGAUGAACGCGAUGAGAGGAGGAGCAGUCGCGCGGAGACCGAGGCAGCGCUCAUUCCGCUCUGUGCAGACAUUAUCCGCAGUUUUGUCCGUCUUGAGGAGGAGACCCAGCACCGGAAUAUCUUGGCCUGGCGACCGGUAGUCGUGGAUGUCAUUGAGGGAUACAAUAACUUCCCCCAGGAAGGAUUUGAUAAAAAUAUCCCAAUCUUCUACCCCUUGAGUGUUGAACUUUUGAGCCGCGAUCUCAACCCCGAGAUUCGCAUCGCAUUGCAGGCCCUGUUACGCCGCAUCGGUGAGGUCCGACUAGGUAUUGCUCCGCCCAAUGCAUCGGAUGCGCCGAUCAGCCCGCGCAGUUCCAUCUCCCAGAAGACCUCCCGUCGUGACAGCCGAACUGCCGAAUGA
Penicillium odoratum is the source of this 5835-nucleotide messenger RNA. RefSeq names its product Arf family guanine nucleotide exchange factor SEC7. Gene Ontology annotation, biological process: regulation of ARF protein signal transduction. The coding region runs from base 1 to 5835 and encodes 1944 amino acids. Gene Ontology annotation, molecular function: guanyl-nucleotide exchange factor activity. Lineage: Eukaryota; Fungi; Ascomycota; Eurotiomycetes; Eurotiales; Aspergillaceae. The record is from RefSeq and is a predicted model, not a curated record. The transcript is spliced from 3 exons.